Molecule: messenger RNA, 819 nt
Organism: Rhagoletis zephyria (snowberry fruit fly)
Lineage: Eukaryota; Metazoa; Arthropoda; Insecta; Diptera; Tephritidae
Product: RNA-directed DNA polymerase from mobile element jockey-like
Source: RefSeq, a predicted model, not a curated record
AUGCGACGAACUGGAAGGCCUACAAACCUAACUGCACAGGAGCAAGUUGAAGCUAAGCGCGUAUAUGCAAAUGCCAUUAAACGAGCAUCCAUAGAAAACUUCCGCCAGUUUUGCAAUCAACAAGGGAAGGAAAAAGUUUGGUCUCUUACAAACCGACUCGUAAGAGAUGCACCAACUCAACGUCCGCCAGUUACUCUUCAGAGUCACGGAUCAUUUUCGUCGACAAGCUUACAAACUGCAGAGGCAUUACUGCAACAUCUCUACCCCGAUGACACCCCCGACAACACCUUUCGCCAACGUGAUCUACGGAGCCGAGUUAAAACCAUCAUUGAAACUCAUGAUGAUGAAGACUUUACGGAGGAAGAAGUUAUCGAAGCACUAUCGACAAUGAACGCUAACAGAGCCCCUGGUUUGGACAAUUUAACGUCAGAUAUAUGCCUAGCUUUUGCGCGGUAUUUUCCAAAAGCGUGGAAAAAGGCAUUUGUAAAAAUCUUGCCUAAAGCCAAUAGGACUAAUAUUGACGAACUGGGAUCCUACCGGCAUAUAGGGCUUCUACCAGUUUUUGGAAAGAUGCCCUUCGUUAAUCAUAUCGAGACACAGAAACGGAAAUUCCGUCAAGUUAUUUGUAUAUCGCUUGACAUCAAAGCAGCAUUCGACAACGCUUGGUGGCCCGCACUUCAGAACAAAUUAGAACGAAUUCAAGCGCCAUCUAAUAUUUACAAGCUUAUCGGUAGUUAUUUAGAAAACCGAGAAGUUACAAUUGAUUAUGCGGAAGCAACGGCCACUAAGAUGAUGACAAAGGGCUGCAUCCAAGGAUCG